Messenger RNA from Rodentolepis nana, 324 nucleotides. Lineage: Eukaryota; Metazoa; Platyhelminthes; Cestoda; Cyclophyllidea; Hymenolepididae. The record is from the annotation of a GenBank genome assembly.
AUGGAGCAGCAACAGCGGUUCGAGAGAGUCAUCCUUUAUGUUUUUGAUUUCCAACAGAUGAUCCCCAUCUCCUUCAUUCUUGGCUUCUAUGUACAACUGGUGUUCUCUCGGUUUUGGCAACAAUUCAAUGCAAUACCCUGGGUCUUUACACCUACACUGGCAGUAAUUGGAGCUAUUCAGGGCGAAGGAAGGGCAAGAGCUAUUCGAAGAACUCUCAUCAGGUACAUGAAUGCUAGCCUUAUUAUUGCUUCUUCGCGUCUUCACGUAGCUGCAAAGAAACGGUUCCCUACCACACAGCAUCUUGUUCAAGCUGGUAGGUAUUAG